Messenger RNA from Helianthus annuus (common sunflower), 1627 nucleotides. Its product is annotated as probable protein S-acyltransferase 22. The record is from RefSeq and is a predicted model, not a curated record. Gene Ontology annotation, cellular component: Golgi apparatus; endoplasmic reticulum. Gene Ontology annotation, molecular function: protein-cysteine S-palmitoyltransferase activity. Gene Ontology annotation, biological process: peptidyl-L-cysteine S-palmitoylation; protein targeting to membrane. The transcript has 6 exons. Bases 1 to 1428 code for a protein of 475 amino acids. Lineage: Eukaryota; Viridiplantae; Streptophyta; Magnoliopsida; Asterales; Asteraceae.
AUGUCAAGAAAGCUGGCCACUUUAAAGCCAGGUUACGUUCGUGGCGUGUCGUGUCAAGAAGUCGUGUCAAGAAUUACGAAUUACGACUCUAAAUAUAUGUACAUGAUUGGUUUGCUGCAGGUUUUUAAGUACAGCAAGCAUUGUCGAGUUUGCGACAAAUGUGUCGAUCGAUUCGAUCAUCAUUGCAGGUGGCUGAAUAACUGUGUAGGCAAGAAGAACUACAAAAAGUUCUUUACUCUUAUGAUCUCCGCACUUCUCCUACUGGUACUUCAAUGGUCAACUGGGAUCGUUGUGUUGAUAUGCUGUUUUCUUGAUCACAAGAGAUUCAGUGUAGACAUUGCUACGAAGCUCGGAAGCAGUUUCCCGUUAGUGCCAUAUGUUAUCGUCGUGGGAGUGUGCACGAUUUUGGCUAUGAUCGCAACGCUGCCACUUGUUCAACUUUUCUUCUUUCACAUUCUUCUAAUAAAGAAGGGAAUCAGUACAUACGAUUAUAUCAUAGCAUUGAGAGAGCAGGAACAACAGGGCAUCGGUGGUCAACAAAGUCCGCAAAUGUCACCUGCAAGCUCUAUCACCGGUUUAAGCAGUGCCAGCUCGUUUAACAAUUUCCGUCAAGGAGCGUGGUGUACGCCCCCACGUUUGUUUGUUGAAGAUCAGUAUGAUGUAGUUCCACCGGACACUGGUUCCGUUAGCUCACUGGGUAAGAGGACAGUAGACGAGCCCAUGAAGAAAAAGAACCCCGCAGCCGUAAAGAUCAGCCCGUGGACAUUGGCCCGUUUAAACGCAGAGGAGGUAUCAAAAGCCGCAGCGGAAGCCCGAAAGAAGUCUAAAAUCAUACAGCCCGUUUCACGAAAAGACACCCAACUGGCUACCCCUUACGGGCUCGAACGCGAUAACAGCGUUGGAAGCAGCGAGCGUCGGUUAUUCUCAAAGCUCGAGAGUAGCCGAAGACGAGGAAGCAAGAGGAUCCGUCUUCCGGAACAUUCACACCCCGCAGAACAACCAUCGUUACACCACAAUAUGAUAAACGAUCGAAUAACGGGUCAGGAUUUUUCAACCCUGGUCCCUUUGCAGCUCGAGGCCCGUAGUGUUUUCCGGCCGAUGGGUUCGACUGGUAUCGUAGAAUCCUCACCGGAUAGUAGUUUGACCUCGCCUGAUAUUCAUCCGGUUAGGAUCUCUUCGGGCACCGACGAGGCUAGGAUCCCGAUCUCUGGGGCCCACGAGAAGCCCGGGGUCAUACCGUUGUCUAGAUCGACUAGCGAUGGGGGUUAUGACGCAUCGGGUGGGGAAGAUAGCGACCGGGUCCCGUCUCGGUUGGUUCAAAGGUCGGGAAACUGGAGCGCGCGGUUGUUUAGCGGUGAACAAGAUGACAUGAUUGCAAGAUUGAAGAUGGCAUCUUCUUCAAGAUCAACAUCUAAUUAUGGAAAAUGAAAGAAAGAUAAGAUUUGAGGUCAUUUUUGCAAUUUUUUUAUUUGUUAGGGUGGAAAUCAGAAACAAGAUAUGUGGGUGGAAGGAAGAAAUGACUAAUUUGGGAAAAGAUAAUGUUAAUGUAAACAAGAUUGGGGCUAUUUCUCAAGUGAUUAGCCAUAUAUUUGCUCAAAUUGAUGUGUCUAAGCUUUGAAUUGGAUUA